GACAUCUACAACGAAGAUCAGGUCUGUGCACUCUACUCAGAACUCUUGCUGAUGGCUUACAUUGGCUCACACAUCAACAUUGUCAAUCUCGUUGGAGCGGUCACCAAAAGAAUUUUUUACGUGGUGAUGGAAUAUUGUUGCAACGGUUGUUUGAGAAACUACCUAAUCGAGAAUAAAAAAAAUUACGAUCGGUUGAAAUCAAACAAAAGGAAACAAAAUAGAAAACAAUACUCCAGAAACUUUGAAGAUGAUGAAGAGGAGUGCAAUGACAGCUCAUGUAAGAAGUUACUUGAUUAUAAUUCAGUGGCUCUAGAGGACCUCAUUUCAUAUGCCUAUCAAAUUGCAAGGGGCAUGGAUUAUCUGGCCUCUAUGAAAAUGAUCCACAGAGAUCUGGCAGCCAGAAACGUUUUACUCGCUGAAGACAAUGUGGCUAAAAUUUGUGAUUUUGGAAUGGCGAAGGAUUGCUACAAAUACGACGUCUACACAAAACAAUCACAGGCAAUGGUCCCCGUAAAAUGGCUGGCAAUUGAAUCUCUCACACACAAGAUCUACUCAACAAAAUCUGACGUUUGGUCAUUCGGAGUUCUGAUGUGGGAGCUCUUUACAUUUGGAGCGGAUCCGUAUCAUGGCGUGCAGAUGAACGAUCGAUUCGUUGAGAGGCUGAGGAAUGGCAUGAGGCUGAACCAGCCAGAUACCUGUCCAGAUGAAAUAUACGAAUUGAUGAAAACUUGUUGGAAUGACGAUCCUGCUGGUCGACCGAACUUUGCAAACCUCGUCAAGUCCUUCGAAGAUUUACUUCAA
This is a messenger RNA of Helobdella robusta, 801 nucleotides long. RefSeq lists its product as hypothetical. Gene Ontology annotation, molecular function: transmembrane receptor protein tyrosine kinase activity; ATP binding. Gene Ontology annotation, cellular component: signaling receptor complex. The transcript is spliced from 8 exons. NCBI's taxonomy places the organism in Eukaryota, Metazoa, Annelida, Clitellata, Rhynchobdellida, Glossiphoniidae. The record is from RefSeq and is a predicted model, not a curated record. Gene Ontology annotation, biological process: multicellular organism development; cell surface receptor protein tyrosine kinase signaling pathway; protein phosphorylation. The annotation marks the transcript as partial.